Entrophospora sp. SA101 is the source of this 3009-nucleotide messenger RNA. The record is from the annotation of a GenBank genome assembly. NCBI's taxonomy places the organism in Eukaryota, Fungi, Glomeromycota, Glomeromycetes, Entrophosporales, Entrophosporaceae.
AUGGGAACAAAUUUAAAAUCAAAUCAAGAUUUUCAUAAUUCUAUAGAUUUUACAUCAAACAUAUCAUCAACAUCAUCGCUAUCACCUAAUAACAACAUGUCAAAAUCUCGUCCUGAAGAAUAUGAAUUAAUUGAAAAGAAUAUCAUCACGUCCCAAGGCGUCGAAGAACUCUUUGAUAAAGUUUUAAAAUUAGUACAACCUCAACAAAGGAAAUUAUCAAUGUCAAUGUCAAUGUCAUUAUCACCAUCAUUAUCAGCUUCUAUAGCCAGAAACAAACCAUUUUUACAAAAGUCAUCAUUAUCAUCGCCCUCUUCUUUAUUAUCAGCACCAACAGAAAUCGACUUUCAAUGUUAUGGUCUUUUUGCUCAAUCAAAUAUAUCAUUAGGGAAUUUCAUUGCAGAGUAUAAAGGUGAAGUUUGUUUAAAAUCAGACUACAAAGAUAAUCCUACAAAUGGAUACAAAGAUCUUGGCACCACGAAGCCAUAUGUUUUAUUUUAUCCAACAUUAGAUUUGUGUGUAGAUGCUCGUCGUUAUGGAACAUAUGCAAGGUUUGUUAGACGUUCAUGUAAUCCUAAUGCUGAAACACGAACAAUGUAUAUUAAUGAUGGUAUAGUUAAAGAUCGCCAAUUACAUUUGGGUAUAUUUGCCAAAUGUGAUAUAAUGCAAAAUCAAGAAAUAACAGUUGGUUGGAACUGGGAUAAUCAACAUGUUGCUCAUAUUUUUAUAAGGAAAGAUGGCGGUGGUGAUGUUGGUGGUAAAGGAAGAGACAACGAUGAUUUAGAUCAAGUCAUUGAUUUAAAUAAAAGGAUUCAAAUGGGUACCGUCGUUUACAAUUUGUUAAAGUUUACAGAAUGUGCCUGUGAAGAUAAAAAUAAUUGUGUUAUUGAGAAAAUGAAGAAUUACGCAAAGAAACCAAAAGAUGAUUUGACUAAAAAUAAAGAAGGUUAUUAUUUUGACCCGCAACAAAGCAAUAAUCCAUAUAAUAAGAGAAAAAUACAAGUUUCAUCUUAUGCAGAUAACAAUAAAAACAAUGAUGACAACGAUCAAGACGAAGAGAUAGAAAUAGAAGAAGGCAGUAAAGAAUCAGAGGUCGUUAAAUCGAUGGAGUUAGAUUAUGUUGACAGAAAUGAAUAUAAUAAUAGAUCAGAGAUGAAAGGAAUUAACAUAGACGAUGAUAAAAAAUCAAAAGGACUUGAUAAUAGUAGUAGUCAUAAUAAUUACAACAAGAUUAUUGAUUUAGAACAUGAUACCGGAGCAAUGCAUUCACAAAGUUCUACUAUUGUUACAACUACUACACCUACAACUGCGAUUAAUAGUGGUAGGAAAUCAAGAUAUGUUUCAUUUAGUAGUCAGUUUCCUUAUUCCACAAAUCCAAAUCAAUCUAAGCCUAAUGCAGACGCUAAAAGUGAGAUUAGUAGUUUAAUUGAUAAAAAUGAAGAGUAUUCAAGUAAAUUAGAUUUUAAACCAUCAUCGAAAAGACGUAAACUAAGUCCCACUAGAGAACCAGUUUUAUUUCCUUCUAAUUUAUCUUCUAUCGAAAAUAAGUAUAUGGAAAUUGUAAAAGAUCAUCAACCACAGCAAUCAAAUAUAAGCAAAACAUCAUCAUCACCUUCAACUUUAUCAACUAAUAUUGAUAUACGUAAUCAAUCAACAACAUCAUCACCUGCAUCUUACACAAACAAUAAUGAUGACGAUGAUGAUAAAUUAAAUUUAAAAAAUACACAAUUAGACUCUUUUAAACACACACAAAUCAAUUUAUCGAAACCAUCACCAAAAACAACUUCAUCGUCAUUACAUCUUGAUACAACUACAAAAAUAUCUAACAUAUUAUCAUCAUCUAAAUCGCCAAUAUUAACUUCACCAACUGUAACAACUUCAAUACCUGAAAUAUCAAAAAAUACUUCAUCAACAUUAUCACCAUCGUCACAAUAUCACACAAAUAAAACUUUCAAUCCAACAAUAAAAGCUUUGCCGUCAACAAUAACGACGGCACCAUCGUCAUCAUCAUGUCGUCAUUUAGAAACAUUAAAAACAACUAACACCUCGCAUUUAAAUAUUUACCCCAAUAAAUCUCCAUCAAUAAAUACCAACAUUUCUAAAAAUUUACAAUCUGACUUUACAAAAUCACAAGAAACAACUACGAAACCAAACAUUACCAUCAACGCCACCACAAAUAAUAAUAUCACAUCUUCUACAGCCAAAACUCAAUCAACUGAAUCCAAGAAAAAAACACUUUCACUUUCAGAAUAUAAACAAAUGAAAGUUCUAACCGGUUCUUCGUUGACUUCGAAAACUGAAGAAUCAAAGAAACCAUUAAUAGAAUCUCAAUCAAACAAUACACCCUCACCAGAUAGUCAAAUAGUUGCAAUGACAAAUGAUGGUUAUUUCCCGGUAGAUUUCAAUAUCGAUCUUCCGAUCACUUCUUCGCAUAUUUCUAAAUCAAAAGACUACUUGCCAACGUCAUAUGAAUAUCACACAUCAAAAGAUAUUGAUUCUAUAAACCAAACUGAAUAUAGGAGAUCUUCUUCCUCCUCUUCUUCAAAACCACCACUAAUAUCUCCACGCGGAAUACCACCACCACGUAGUUAUCAUAAUGGAGGUGGUGGCAGCGGUAGUGGUAGCAGUCAUUACAGAGUUGGAAAGUCAUCAUCAGGUGGCCAUUUUAGAGGUAUGCCUACAUCACCAGGUGAAAGAGGUGGAGGAGGAAGAUAUCAUGGAGGUCUGGGUAAUUUUAAUUCACCAGAUUCGUCACCUGUCACACAAAGACAAAAUCCAGAUGGACAACCAAUACUGUCAUCAACAACUAAUAAUGAUCGGGAUCAAAUUCAAUCAAUUGAUAACAGUGAUUAUAUGAGAUCUAUUGAUGUUAGAGAUAGAGGAUGGGGUACGCAUGAUCGUACUAGAGAAUGGAGAGAACGUGAGAGAGAACGUGAAGAAUGUGGCAAAAGAAAUGAAGAUUAUCGACUUCAAAGGUUCCCUGGUGAUGAUUAUCGUAGAAAUAGAAGAUAG